Messenger RNA from Choloepus didactylus (southern two-toed sloth), 2352 nucleotides. RefSeq names its product abhydrolase domain containing 17C, depalmitoylase (gene ABHD17C). NCBI's taxonomy places the organism in Eukaryota, Metazoa, Chordata, Mammalia, Pilosa, Megalonychidae. The record is from RefSeq and is a predicted model, not a curated record. Gene Ontology annotation, molecular function: palmitoyl-(protein) hydrolase activity. The transcript has 3 exons. Bases 113 to 1108 code for a protein of 331 amino acids. Gene Ontology annotation, biological process: protein depalmitoylation. Gene Ontology annotation, cellular component: endosome membrane; plasma membrane.
UCCUGCCGCCGGGCGGGCGGGCCACAGCCGCCCUUCGCGCCCGCCCUCUCUCCGUCCCGGAGCCAGCCUGCCAGCCAGCCGGGCCGGCGGCGGCGGGCGGGAGGCCGGCCCGAUGCCCGAGCCAGGCCCCAGGAUGAACGGCUUCUCUCUGGGCGAGCUGUGCUGGCUCUUCUGCUGCCCGCCCUGCCCGAGCCGCAUCGCCGCCAAGCUGGCUUUCCUGCCGCCCGAGCCCACCUACACGGUGCUGGCGCCUGAGCAGCGCGGCCCCAGCGCGUCCGGCGCGCCAGCAGCGGCCCCGGCCGCCGCAGCCGCAGCCGCCGCCGCCGCGGCCCAGUCGGCGCCACAGCAGCCCGAGGAGGGCGCGGGGCCCGGCGCGUGCAGCCUGCACCUCAGCGAGCGUGCCGACUGGCAGUACUCACAGCGCGAGCUGGACGCCGUCGAGGUCUUCUUCUCGCGCACGGCCCGGGACAACCGGCUCGGCUGUAUGUUCGUGCGCUGCGCGCCCUCCAGCCGCUACACGCUGCUCUUCUCGCACGGCAACGCCGUGGACCUGGGCCAGAUGUGCAGCUUCUACAUCGGCCUCGGCUCGCGCAUCAACUGCAACAUCUUCUCCUACGACUACUCGGGCUACGGCGUCAGCUCGGGCAAGCCCUCGGAGAAGAACCUCUACGCCGACAUCGACGCCGCGUGGCAGGCGCUGCGCACUCGGUACGGCGUGAGUCCUGAGAACAUCAUCCUGUAUGGCCAGAGUAUUGGGACCGUCCCCACAGUGGACUUAGCAUCGCGGUAUGAGUGCGCAGCAGUCAUUCUCCAUUCCCCUCUGAUGUCUGGUCUGCGGGUGGCUUUUCCAGACACCAGGAAAACAUACUGCUUUGAUGCUUUCCCCAGCAUUGACAAGAUCUCCAAAGUCACCUCUCCCGUGUUGGUCAUCCACGGUACGGAGGACGAGGUCAUUGAUUUCUCCCACGGCCUGGCCAUGUAUGAGCGCUGCCCCCGAGCCGUGGAACCCCUCUGGGUUGAAGGGGCCGGGCAUAAUGACAUAGAGCUUUAUGCACAAUAUCUUGAAAGACUAAAACAGUUCAUAUCUCACGAACUUCCCAAUUCCUGAAGAAGAAAACUUGAUUUUACCUCAUUUACUGUGAACAAAGAGUCCUCUGUUUUGCACAUGCUUUAACUGGAUAGCUAUAAUGGCUUGAUAACCAUGAAGAAGUGCCCAACCUCUAGGGUAUUCUAAUCAAAGAGCUGAUGAAAUCUCAAUCUUUUGAAUCUAGAGGUUGUUCUAAUUCACACCUGUUAAUCCGAACAGUAGUAAUCUCCAGCUUCAUUACCUUACAGGAACUGGAAUGACAGCUGAAUGUGAGAACAGUUUUCUAGUGCUGUAUAAAGUAUGCUCACAUCUGUUUUCUCUACCUUACCCAUCAUUUAUUAUUCAUACAUGCAGGACUCAACUCUCUCUCCACCAGUGUUCUCAGUAUUUGAAACACAGCUCUCUCCGCCACUGGAUUCAUGGGUUCUGUCCAUUUGUGAAGCUCUGAUAGUGUAACUGGAAAACUAUUGCGAUGAACACUCCUUUGUUAGUUUUUUCCAACAUGCUGACCUUCCCCUAAACAAAUCAAUUGAAGGGUGAUUUACUGGAACUAUCAUGAACAGCUUCUACAACUGUAACCAUAUAAAUAUAACUGGAAUAUUCUUAAACAAAAUGAAACUGGGGUUUUUUUUAAGUGUAAAUUUAUUACUAGCCAACAGAGUUUUAAUAUUUUGAUUGUCUGGUUGGUCUAACAGAGCCUAGCAGACUUUCCUUCUGUAAAGUCCUCCUUAUAGGCUUUUUUAAAGUACUGUACAUAUUUCCAAUUACAAUGUGCAUAGAUUCUUAAUGGGUAGUUUUCUUUUGUCAGGCUACAACAAUGAACUGCGAAUUCCUUGUUUGUAAUGUAAAUGAUUGAAUACAUUUUGUUAAUAUGUUUUUAUUCCUAUGUUUUGCUAUUAAAAAUUUUAUAACAUUUCCAGACAAAAUGACAACUUUAUGCUUUGGAGAAUUUAUGUAAUUAAAAUUUCACUAAACUAAUCUUUUUCUUUUAGGGGUUAUUUGGUUUUUGACACUGGAGUUGCGCUGAAUAAGCAUCAAAAAUAUAAGAUGUGUAAAAUUGCUACACUACUUGUAUUGGUUGAGGAUUUGGGUUUGGGGGUUCUUUGGUUUUAUUUUAUUUUAUUUUUUUCAAAUUUAAAAGCCUUAAAUGUACUGGAAGCCUCAGAUUGUUGUACAACUGGAUUAUGGUUGAUUGCCAGUUUGUGUACUGUUGCCUGGAUGCAGCACAGUGGUUGGUGAUGGAAUAAAGGAUGCAUGGAUCAGAA